UUAACUAAAAACUUACCCGCACUCCCCAGCAAAAAGCUUCCCCGGUCUAAUCCAAGUUCAGAUCCCAAAUUUACACUUUUUUCCUGAAUCUCAACCCCUUACCUACUUCCCGCCGUGCGUCGCGGCCAAGCCUGGGAGGGGGAAGUGAGACGCGCUGUGUUACCCAGCAUCCCCUAAAGCGCUGCUCCGGCCUCUCCACCCCGCGGUGCCUCGUGCUGCUGCACGGCUUGUGGGUCGAGGUAGUGGUUGUCGGCGGUCUGAGUGAAAUUGGACGGGAACUCCACCGCGAAGAUGGAGGGACCUUUGUCGGUGUUCGGGGACCGCACCACUGGGGAAGCGAUCCGCUCCCAGAACAUCAUGGCUGCAGCUUCUAUUGCAAAUAUUGUAAAAAGUUCUCUUGGUCCAGUUGGCUUGGAUAAAAUGUUGGUGGAUGAUAUUGGUGAUGUAACCAUUACUAAUGAUGGUGCCACCAUCCUGAAGUUACUGGAAGUAGAACAUCCUGCAGCUAAAGUCCUUUGUGAGCUGGCUGAUCUGCAAGACAAAGAAGUUGGAGAUGGAACUACCUCCGUGGUUAUCAUUGCAGCAGAACUUCUGAAAAAUGCAGACGAACUAGUCAAACAGAAAAUUCAUCCCACAUCAGUUAUUAGUGGCUAUCGACUUGCCUGCAAGGAAGCAGUGCGCUAUAUCAAUGAAAACCUAAUUAUUAACACAGAUGAACUUGGAAGAGAUUGCCUGAUUAAUGCUGCUAAAACAUCCAUGUCUUCCAAAAUUAUUGGAAUAAACGGUGAUUUCUUUUCUAACAUGGUAGUAGAUGCUGUGCUUGCUGUUAAAUACACUGAUUCAAGAGGCCAGCCUCGCUACCCGGUCAAUUCUGUGAAUGUUCUGAAAGCCCACGGGCGAAGCCAGACAGAAAGCAUGCUGAUCAAUGGCUAUGCACUCAACUGUGUGGUGGGAUCUCAGGGCAUGCCCAAGAGAAUCGUUAAUGCAAAAAUUGCUUGCCUUGACUUCAGCCUGCAGAAGACAAAAAUGAAGCUUGGUGUGCAGGUGCUUAUUACAGAUCCUGAGAAACUGGACCAAAUUAGACAGAGAGAAUCAGAUAUCACAAAGGAGAGAAUUCAGAAGAUCCUGGCAACUGGUGCCAAUGUUAUUCUAACCACUGGUGGAAUUGAUGACAUGUGUCUGAAGUAUUUCGUGGAGUCGGGUGCAAUGGCAGUUAGAAGAGUCUUAAAAAGGGACCUUAAGCGCAUUGCUAAAGCUUCUGGAGCAACUGUCCUAUCUACCUUGGCCAAUUUGGAAGGUGAAGAAACUUUUGAAGCUACAAUGUUGGGACAAGCAGAAGAGGUGGUACAGGAGAGAAUCUGUGAUGAUGAGCUGAUCUUAAUCAAAAAUACAAAGGCCCGAACAUCUGCAUCAAUUAUCUUACGUGGGGCCAAUGAUUUCAUGUGUGAUGAGAUGGAGCGCUCUUUACAUGAUGCACUUUGCGUGGUGAAGAGAGUUUUGGAGUCUAAAUCUGUGGUUCCCGGUGGGGGUGCCGUAGAAGCAGCCCUUUCCAUAUAUCUUGAAAACUACGCCACCAGCAUGGGAUCUCGGGAGCAGCUUGCUAUUGCAGAGUUUGCAAGAUCUCUUCUUGUCAUUCCUAACACACUGGCAGUGAACGCUGCUCAAGACUCCACAGAUCUGGUUGCAAAGUUAAGGGCUUUUCAUAAUGAGGCUCAAGUUAACCCAGAACGUAAAAAUCUAAAAUGGAUUGGUCUUGAUUUGAUCAAUGGUAAACCAAGAGAUAACAAGCAAGCAGGAGUGUUUGAACCAACCAUAGUUAAAGUAAAGAGCUUGAAAUUUGCAACAGAAGCAGUGAUUACUAUUCUUCGAAUUGAUGAUCUGAUUAAAUUACACCCAGAAAGUAAAGAUGAUAAACAUGGAGGUUAUGAAGAUGCUGUUCAUUCUGGAGCCCUUGAUGACUAAUGUGAUGUAAUUUAUAAUUUUAGAUGCAGUUUCUUGUAUCUUGAGUGUUACACAUUAAAGUACAGCAGCCUGAUAGCUUGUAUUCCUGAGAAAUCAGAGAGUUUUGCUUUUUGCUUUGUUCCUUAUUUCUCCAUAUAUUACAACUUACUACUUCAUUAGUUUAAAGAGAAAUGAGAUUGAAGUUUAGAUUAAGUGAUUCUACUGUUAAGCAGUUCAUCCUCUGAACACACAUUGCUGUUCCCAUCCCACCCCCAAUGCACAGGGCUGCAACACCCCGCAUUCCACCCAUUCUCUCCAGUGUGUGUAACAGUGUCACAAGAAUCUGACAGCCAGAUGCUCCUAGAGGAUGACCCAUUUGUAGCCUUUUGUUCAGUGUUGUGCUAAAGGGGAAGAAAAUUUUCUUAGAUCUGUUUUUUUCCUUUUCCAGUACCAAACUCAGGACCUUGUACUUGCCAGGCAGGCACGAUGCCACUGAGCUACAUCCCAGUCCUUGAGUCAUUUAUUUUAAUUUCUUUUGUUACAGCUUUUUGAAGCUGGGCCCUGUUAUUUAGUUCAGGCCAACCUUGUACUUGGCAGCAGUUCUUCCUUAGCUUCCAGCAUGUGUACCACCAUGGGACCUAGGUUAAAAACCCAAACUUGUGUCUUUUUGUUCCUAACAUUAUACCAGCCAAACUACUCUUCAAAUUUAAAUUUUAAAUUAACUGCUUUUGGAAUAAAUUGACACUUCUGACAUUCACUGUUGACUACCUUUCCUUGUUCUUUAAAAAUUAUCCUCCCUCAUGGCACUGGGGAUCAAA
Fukomys damarensis (Damara mole-rat) is the source of this 2759-nucleotide messenger RNA. RefSeq names its product t-complex 1 (gene Tcp1). NCBI's taxonomy places the organism in Eukaryota, Metazoa, Chordata, Mammalia, Rodentia, Bathyergidae. The transcript has 14 exons. Gene Ontology annotation, molecular function: ATP binding; ATP-dependent protein folding chaperone; ATP hydrolysis activity. The coding region runs from base 292 to 1962 and encodes 556 amino acids. Gene Ontology annotation, cellular component: chaperonin-containing T-complex. The record is from RefSeq and is a predicted model, not a curated record. Gene Ontology annotation, biological process: protein folding.